UGAACUGCUGGUGGAUCUGGAAAAAUACCUUUAUCUUUUAUGACUUAAGAAAUUAAAGAGAAAGUGAAAGUUUCCUGAUUAUAAAUGCACCAAAGCACCACUUCAGCACAUUUACUCAAACUAACACUGAAGCAGCGACAGGAACUUUGUAGUCGAUAUGGGAGUUCUCAGCAAACACUGGGUUCUCCUGGCAGCAGGUUCUAAAGGUUGGGAAGACUACAGGCAUCAGGCCAAUGUGUGUCACGCUUACCAAGUCGUGCACAAGAAUGGGAUUCCAGAUGAACAGAUUGUGGUGAUGAUGUAUGACGACAUCGCUUAUAAUGACAAGAACCCUGAUAAAGGUAAAAUCAUUAAUAAACCAAAUGGACCAGAUGUUUACACUGGGGUUCCAAAGGACUACACUGGAGAGGAUGUUUCAGCUGAAAACUUUCUGGCUGUUCUGCGUGGAGAUUCAUCUGCUGUCAAGAAAACAGGACCAAAAAAAGUCAUACAAAGUGGUAGAAAUGAUACUGUGUUCAUCUACUUAACAGACCAUGGAGGUGAUGGUUCCUUUAGCUUUCCAAAUUCCACACUUUAUGCAGAACGCCUUAUUAAGACAGUGACGACAAUGUCAAAGGAGGGCAAAUUUUCAAAGAUGGUGAUGUAUAUUGAAGCUUGUCAUUCUGGAUCAAUGCUGGAUCAGCUGAAGGACAGCAACGUGUAUGCAGUUGCAUCCUGCAGGCCUGAGGAAACCAGCUAUACUUGUUACCAUGACCGAAGAUUAAACACUUGGCUUUCUUCUGACUUCACUGCUUCCUGGCUACAUCACACAGAGACAGUAAACCUUAACACAACUUCAUUUGGAGAUCAGUUUUCCUACCUGAAGAAAAAAGUCAGUGAGACUAAGAAGAGUGACGGAAAAAUUCAGACGCCGUGUAACUAUGGUGACAUGAACAUAUGCAAUUUAAUGUUGAGUGAAUUUCUUGGUGAAUCACGCGACUCAUCCCAGACCCAGCUAACGUUCCAAAUGCAACUGUUGAGGCUGUUCGGCUGGAAUUAGGAGCCAUGGCUGUAGCUGAGCUUGGAAGAGUAUCAGCUGCCGCCGGUCCAGCUGAAGUUUGGCCUGGAGAUGGACACUGGUGUAAAAGUUACCCCUCUACAGCAGAACCGGAGUUUCUAGGGACUGGAGUGACAUUAAGCAGCACUUGGAAAUGAGCUUAAACUCAAACUAAAUUUUCUUUGUAAGAUUUUGAAUAUGAUUAAUAAGAUAAAAAGUAUAAAUUCUAGCACUUACUUUAAUUUUUGAUUAUUAAUUAUUUGCUUAUUCACCAACAAGAACAUUAGUGAGAUUAGACACUGAUGUCAGGUGAGGAGAUCUGGUGUUCAAUCAGAAUUCCAGUCCAUUUCAGAGGUGUUCAGUGGGGUUGAGGUCAGGGCUCUGUGGAUCUUCUGUUCUAACCCAGGUAAAUCAUGUCUUCAUGGACCUAGCUUUGUGUACAGGGACACUGUCAUGGUGGAACGUGUUUAAGCCUCUUGUCUAGUUCCAGUGAAGGAAACAAGGCUACAAUGCACACAAAGACAUUUUAUACAAUUUUGUGUUUACAACUUUGUGGCAACUCUUUGGAAAAUACCCACAUUGGGUGUGAUAUUUAUGUGUCCACAAACUUUUGGGAUGCAACGGCAGCUAUUCAAAGAUUUGACCACAAGAUGUCACUAAUGUGUACCGUGCUGAAAAGCUUCGAGUGAUGAAACACUUCACCAUACAGCUCAGUGGAAAACCUCGGGGCUUCACAAAGCUUCAUUCCACCCUCACAAGAACAAAGUCUAUUUUUAUACUUUUGCUAUAUGUCCAGCGCUAGGCUAACUUUAUCAUCAUCAGAUAUAUCAUAUAUCACAAGGCAUCCUGGUUAUACACUGAC
This is a messenger RNA of Hemibagrus wyckioides, 1898 nucleotides long. Its product is annotated as legumain-like. Gene Ontology annotation, molecular function: cysteine-type endopeptidase activity. Lineage: Eukaryota; Metazoa; Chordata; Actinopteri; Siluriformes; Bagridae. Gene Ontology annotation, biological process: vacuolar protein processing. The record is from RefSeq and is a predicted model, not a curated record. The transcript has 12 exons. The coding region runs from base 158 to 1039 and encodes 293 amino acids.